CUUAGGAAAGGUAGAAACAGAAUAAGAUGUUUUGAAGUUCUUGCUGGAGAAGAAAACAAGAGCUUGGUCUCCUCCAAUGAAAGAAGUACCACAGAGAGUAGGCAGGUUGCCAGGCAAGCUCGGCAGCGUGACCACACUGCAUUGAGUUUCUUUAAUGAAAGCCAGGAAAGAACACAUUACACAGUGUUUCUUCUGAGAGCUAGCUAGCCUCCAGUGAUUGAAAUCAAUAAAAACAGUCGGCAUGGGGCCCAGUGGGGGAAGAGAGAAAUCUCUACUACAGCGUUCAGUUUGCUUUCCACUUUCUCCGUCUUCCUAAAGUUAAACUUUGAACACCAAGACAAACUACUUCAUUUUCAGCACUCAGAAGAUUUUGAGAGGGAUGGUGGGAAGAUAACGUUUUAAUUUUCCUUCUGCUUUCUAUGCUCCCUCUGCUCUCUUACGGAGUUCAGAAAAUGAAAGGGUUGUUUUUCAUUUGAAUCCUGCCUGGAAGAACUUCUACGGACAAGUGCAUCAUCCUAUACUUAGAAAAGGGAUGAAUUUUACAGUGAAAGGAUGUUAAGUGGUGAAAGAGAAGAAAAAAUGGAAUCUUAUUCAGCAAAAAGUACACUCACUGGAUAGAACGUCAACCACUGCUGUGAAAGCUUCUGAAACUGCAUUCAAAAGAGUAAGACCAGUGCAAUACACAGUCUAAAGCAGCUGAAACUUAUAAAAAUACAUGCUCAAUGCAAAAGACAGGAUCACAAGGAAAAUAGUGGAGAAAUGAGAUAUCGGAGGUUUUGCUGAACUUAUUCUGAAAAAGGUUCCAAUACCAGCAAAAUGUUUCUGCCUGCGAUCAAGAAACCCAUUUGCUACAGCCUCAAACAACAGGGUCGUGCUUACCGGAGAAACAAGACAGCCCUUUUCAGUCUACUUCCUUCCUCUGAAAUGUUAGUUACCAACUGUGUUUGGACCUUGAAGUACAAAGGAGUGCGCAACAUGAACUGAAGAAAAGCUGGUAACCAGAAGAGAAGAUACAAAAGUUAAGAUCACUAUGUGGCACUGUGAAGCUUUCAAUAGUACCAAGAACAGCGAGAACCAGCAUCUCUGCCAUGACUUCCAUCUGGUUCUUUUCAUCUUUUCCCUACUCUACCUCAUCAUCUGUUUUCCAGUUGGCUUUUGUUACAAUGCCCUGCUGGUCCUAGUUAAUCUCUGUAACAAAGCAACUAUGACAAUGCCGGAUGUUUACUUUGUCAAUAUUGCAAUUGCUGGCCUCAUCAUCAGUGCGAUGGCACCAAUGUACCUUCUAGGACCUGCCAAUACAAAAUGGGCCAUCUGGAAUAUUAACAAUGAAGUUUAUAUUACAUUACUCAUUUUAUUCAAUGUUUCAUCUUUAGUUAUCAUGUACUCUACUACAUUGCUCAGCCUGGACUACUACAUUGAACGUGCUUUACCAAGAACUUAUAUGUCAAGCGUGUACAACACAAAACACGUCUGUGGGUUCAUCUGGGGAGGAGCUAUGCUUACAAGUUUUUCAUCUCUCUUAUUCUACGUCUGCAAUCAUGUCUCCACUAAAAUAAUUGAAUGUUCCAAGAUGCAAAACAAAGAAGCAGCAGAUGCCAUUAUGGUUUUUAUUGGGUAUGUCGUACCAGCUCUUGCUGUACUGUAUGCAUUUGUGUUAAUUUUGCGAAUACGUCAUGAAGCUACACCACUGGACCAAGACACUGGAAGAUUAGAUCCUUCAAUGCACAGGCUUUUGAUUGCUACAGUCUGUACACAGUUUACAUUAUGGACACCCUACUAUGUAACUCUUUUGGUAAACACAUUUAUUAAUGUGCAAGGAAAACUUACAGAUGAGAAUUACAUUCGAAUAUUACGUUUUAUGAAGGGUUUAUCAAAAUUGUUGGCUUUCUCAAGUAGUUUUGUAAUGCCUCUACUCUACCGAUAUAUUAACAAAAACUUUCCCCACAAAUUACGACGGCUGCUUAAAAGAAUACACUGUGGAAAUCAAGGAUGUUCUCAUGAACGCACAGUAGUUCAGCAAGUUAUGACGUAGAUGUGAAAGAAUCUCAUGGUCCUCAAUUACUGCAGUACUUUGUAUACUGUACCCAGUAUGUGACAAUGUUUUGUUGAUUCUUAAAGAUCGUUUAUUUGGGAGCACCUAGCAAGGAGGCUUGAAAAGAGCUUCCACAGUUUAAACCUACAGAUAGUAAAAAUGGUUGCAAAAAAUCUCUUAAGCGUCUAUCUACAUGUUAUAAUACCUGUGUUUUCCAGUAUUUUCAAUGCACUGAGUCAGUUAAAAAGCAUAAGCUUUGUCUUCACAGUUCUAAUAAUCCUGUCUGAAGAAAUCACUAAGGGGUUAAAUGAAGCCUUGAUUGAAUACACAGCACUUUGUUAUCUUAUACAGGAAAAAGAAGCAUUUUACUCUCCAUAUAAAGGAACACAAUUGUUUUAAUUUUAAAAGUAGAGCUAUUCUUGGUGGUGGUGAAGAUCUCUGUUAAAGAUCAGACUGUUCAACUAUGUAAGUUUUAAUAGUGAAGUGUUAAUUAUAAUUUACUUUAGUAUUUAAUUAAUUUGCUUCCUCUCCCUUCCCCAAAGAAGGGAAAAGGAACCUAAAAUGCAAUUCUAAGAAAGGAUAUUCUCAUGCAGACUUAGCUACAUUUUAAUAUCUUUGACAAAUCAAAUUUUCCUAGAUGUAACAAUUAACAAACAUGCAUUUAAGUCUUCAUUGCUCUCUGUGUAUCAUAAAAACAUUUCAAUGAUUCAGAAAUAUUUAUUAACUAUUUUAAGGGAAUGAAGAGAUAUUUGCUCUGCAUAUUAAAACGAAGGAUACAAUGGUUCAUGAAGUUAGAGUGAAAGUAAAAUAUACAUGGUUGAAGAAUGUUUGGCUAAGUGUUAUGGUCCACAAAAGUUCAUGUAAAUAGAGUGAAUUAUUUUAAACAAAUAAAUAUGUUUCUAAUGAACAUUUUGCAUUUUUAAGGGAUAUGCUUGUGACAGUAAUAAAUUGAAGUCUCUUUAAUCAUGGGACAUUGUUAAACUUUGGGGGGAGGGGGAAAGCUUUCGAUGUAGGUAUUGUUUUAAAAUGGGCGAGGACCUGGAGCCCUUUGUAAGUCUCAUAAGUUACUAGGAAGAACAAUAUGUUGCUUCCUUUAAAAUGUGUCAGGCUAUGAGCAGUCUUUCUUAAGAUAGGCUUAGUUAUCACUAUCUUACUUUUUAAGUACCAAAAUUCAAGCACUUGAAGUGACAGGAAAUGUAAAAUGAUGCAGAAUGAAAAGAAAAAUUCUAUAGUUUCUAGUAUUAUUAAACAUACAUUUUUAGCUUCUAAAUUUAACCAGUUGAAAUUGCUUUGUUUACAUAAGCAAGAAUAAUUUGUAUUUUAUUUAAUAUAGAAUAAGCCAAGUUAUACAUAAAAGAAAUAAGGAAAAUAAUCCAUAACAGGAGUAAUAUUUAAAAUAGAUAUUUAUUCAUUCAAACCAGCACUAGUUAUUUGCUAAAUAUUUCGUGGAACUCCUUGCAGCCUGACUCCAGAAUGCACUGUAUCAAUUGAAUUUUUUAAAUUCACAAUAGUGAUGAAGAAAUUCAGUGCAGAUUGCCAAAUUUUACAGUUGAGAGAGUAUUUGAAAAACAGAGAUUCUGCAAACACAAACAGUGGAACCUCAUUGACCUACACGAACAGGGGAAUGCAAAUUAGAGAGGUUUUGGGGCUAGGAAACGUUCAGGGAGAGCAUCUGAUCCAAUGGUUAACUGUAAGUGCCCUCCCUUUGGGCAGACAGCAGAGAAGCCAGAAGAUGAGCUGGUACUCUUCUAUUGGCUUGUGGGGAACAUGACAUCAUCUACACUGGCCCUGUCUCAACACAGUGGCAGAAUUCCAUUGGUUUAGAAGUUAAAUUGCAAAACUAAAAUUUCACAUUAGUGCGUAUUUACAGUUUACCAAAGUGUAAGUUAGCAAGAUUCUGCUGCAGAAGAAAUAAGGAGAAAAAAUAACUUUAAAGCCCUUUUAGUUAUUAAUAGUACCAUUUCACCAUACACUCGGUCUCAGGUUUUUUGUCUGUUUCUGUAUAGAUUACAAACUAUAUGAACCAGGAAGAGUGAGCUCACAAUCUAUUUAUCACUUCUUUUCCCUCCUCCCCUUCAGUACUAUUCCAUUCAAUUCUCCACACACCUGUCUCUGCUUCUCCUCUCUGGAUAGUAAUUUAUUCAGCUCUCCCAUGAACAUGUUGAUUAUCCUCUACUGUUCUUUUUGGUAUCUUGUUCUAUAUUUUUAAUAAUUACUUAUUUUAAUUAAGACUUUGCUCAAAAUAAUUUUACUCUUAAUUCCCUGUAUAUUAAACCACUUGAAGGACUAUUCAACUCAAUCAUAUUGAUCCUUUUCAUAGGUUCAGUGUGUUGAUUAGCUCACAAAUCUCCCUCAUACCAGCUGAUGGGAAUGAACCUGACCUUUCCCUGUUACUGUGUCUGAUUUACAUUUCACCUAAUUUUGAGCCAAUACACCCCUUUCAGCCACAUGAUCAUUCAUGCUCUUCAUAUAUCAUGUGCCUUGAAUCUCACUAAAUAUAAUCUACUGUAAUAAAUAGAAUACUGUAACAGUCAUCUCUCAAAUCUCUUUUCUGACCAGCAUAUCAGACAGCCGUUAAAUUUUGCACACGUUCAGUAUCUGCCUUUAUGUUUUCCAGUACUAUGGAGCCUCUCAGUGCCAUAGUAUCAAAAAUCUUGCCUUUAUUUUAAAUGUAAAAAUGAAAAGGUAGAGAGAUUUAAAAGUGAGCUCUUCACUACCUCAUUAGCAGCUUCUUUAUAGGAUGGAAAGCGCCAAUGAACAAGCAUGAAUCUCCUCCUCUAAAUAAUUUUUGCUAUGUUGCCAAGUCUCUUCAUGCUCUACUAUCUCAUCUUCUUGAAACUUAUUUUUGAAGUGGAACUCGCUCAAAUAAUUUCUCUGAAAACACAGGCAUAGGGACACAAAUGCAUCUUCCUUUUUGCCAUAGCAACUGCAUCCUCUCGCAGCUCCAGCUUAAUUCAAUACGAGAUCCUCUUUCCCAAGAGCUUGCUGGCUCUGUUCAAUCAAGUGCUACUUGUCCUAAAGAGCUCAGGACUAGUUGCUUGAAAAACUGCUUCUAACUUUCUUUGCAGCAUUUCUAAAGUCAUUAAACUUUAUUCCAUUCAUUUGCUGUAGAACUCUUUUAAACAACGGCACAAUGUUAUGGGCACAGAAAAAGAUGGAGGCAAUGUGGGGAACAAGGUGUGCCAGGACACAAGACUCUUGGUGGCUCUACCCUUGCGGUCCCAUCCCUGGUUGGAGUAGUUGUGGCAGGGGAGCCUCCCUUGCUGCCCAGAGACAGGAGAGGCAACAGACAUGCACACACACCCUCUCAAAAGUAGCAAGGCUGGCAGCAGAUGUUCCCUCUUUUUUUUUUUUUUGUAACAGUGGGGACUAGUAUUUAACCUAGCAUCUGAGAUGUAUCAGCUUGGAUGGGUAGGUGGAUGUGUACACCAGGUCCACUGCACUUUCUGCUUCUGGUGGUGGGGCUUCCCAGAACAAUAGGUUUUGGAGUUAACAUCGCAUUGAAAUGAACAGAGCACCUCGUACCUCUCAGAGCUGUUGUUUCAGGUGGUCUGCAGACUAAGGGAUACUUCCUGGCACCAGCUGCACUCAGUUUGCGAGGGCCUAUUGUGCCUGUGCUUUAACCUGGCUCUGUAUGGGCAUUUUUAGAAAUCAUCUGUUUCCUUGUCUACUUGAGUACUUGUAACAAUUGCAGGAGAGCCUUCUUUAAUUCCCACCCACAAGUGAACAGAUAAUAAAACUUCUCUUAUACCCAUCUAGCAGAAUAAACUCUCCUCUUCUUCUUACCAAAAGGAAAUCCAUUUCCUGAAGGGCAACAUUAAACCCAGCAUUUCUGUCCUGUAAAAGUUGUUACUGAAGUGCAGUCCAGCAUCCAAGGAAACAAUUUCUAGAAGGAAGGAAACUGGCUUUACCUGGUGUGACUAUAGAGUCAUGCCAGACUGAUUGCCUCUUUAAAACACACCUCCAGAAUGUUAUGCCUGGCUUAGAGAUUUAGCUGCAUUGUCAAUUUUAACUCUCACUAUUUGCUUUCCUUGCUCACUUCUAAUUUUAUGUCCCCACAUAAUUAGGGUGACCUGAUGUCCCAUUUUUUUUAGGGACAAUCCCGUUUUUUGGGACUUUUUCUAAUAUAGGCGCCUAUUACCCCCCCCUACCCCCACCACCUGUCCAGUUUUUUCCACAGUUGCUAUCGGGUCACCCUACACAUAAUCUUAUCCCUAAUUUUCACAAACAUGCAGCCUCUCCAUUUGCAAAGUAUAAAAUGCCACAUUAAUUUCUGUCCUUUUCCACUUACAUGAAAUUCCCUGCUUCACACUAUUGAUCUUUAAUAACCUCUUCAGAUUAUCAUUUCUUGUCACUUUUAAUGUACUAUAAAAUUUGAUUUUCAUGUUUCAUUUUGCUCUUCUACUCUUUCACGUGGGGCCUCACACUUUAUCCGUGGUACCAUUCACUGUGUUUUAGCUUCACUAGCUUCUGUUCCGUUGUCUUUUUAUGACAUUUCAGUUUUAUUGGAAUGAUUUGACAUUGUAAUUCAAUGCUGUCCAAUACAAUGGAAGAUGCUGUUUUUAUGAGGGGAAAAAAAAGAAAAAGUUCUAAUCAGUUUUCUUCAACAUACUCUACAAAUCUGAAGACUGUUUUAAAGUCCUAGUUUGUGUAUGUGUGUGUGCCUGAAGUUAAAUAUUUUUGCACAGAUCCUAAGAAAUAUUUUAAAUAUGAGGAUAUCAUCAAUUGAUUCCCCACCCCCUCAUUUUUGUUUCUGGAUUAGACUGGGUUGUUAUUUUCAAUAGUGAACCUAAUCUUUUGGCUGCUCCAUAGACACUAUGACAUGCAACUGCCCUACUACUUUUCUCGGGAAAUGCUAACAAGGCUUACUGUAUUCGCAUGCACUCUCCUUGAAUAUUAGAUCAGUAAUGAUUUAAAAAAAAAUAAACAUUGAAGUAAACAUCCAAAUGGGCAACAACUUUGUAGUGGUUAUACAAAUAUAAAAAUAUAUGAGCACAUACAUUAGAAACUGUCCUUGGGGGAAAAUUAAAUAUGGGAUAGUGAAAAUAUAAGGAGUUUUAUGAACGAAUCCUUGAUAUGACAAGUUCUCAAAACAUAGCAAACACCAGUAAAUCAAAAGUGGGGCCUUUCCAUUUCAAUGCCUGAAGGUUUCUGAUUGCUUUGUAAAUAUGAGCCAAUCUGUUUUGCAUUUGAAUUAAUAUUGGUAAAGUACUGUAUAUAUGCAGAUAAAAGUAGCCUACUGAUGUAAAAAAAUUUGCAAAGAAUUUAUUAAAUUAUUUCAAAAAAAUGAUACUUCUAUCACCAUUUAAAUGUAAACCUCUUUCAAUGAUUAAAGUGUACUGUAUAAAUUUCUAUUUGCAUAUGCUAUACAUUAGAAAGUCAGCACAAGAAAAGUGCCAUUAUUAACAGUAUUAUUUUCUCACAGAGUUUAGUAUUUUUGAGUUGAUUUAUGGUUUGUAGCCUCUCUGCUUUCAGAAGAGCCAAUUAUGUCAAAUCAAUAAACUAACAAAACUGUU
This is a messenger RNA of Chrysemys picta bellii (western painted turtle), 7548 nucleotides long. Lineage: Eukaryota; Metazoa; Chordata; Testudines; Emydidae. The record is from RefSeq and is a predicted model, not a curated record.